Messenger RNA from Anopheles coustani, 1044 nucleotides. Its product is annotated as V-type proton ATPase subunit d-like. The transcript has 2 exons. Gene Ontology annotation, molecular function: proton-transporting ATPase activity, rotational mechanism. The coding region runs from base 1 to 1044 and encodes 347 amino acids. Gene Ontology annotation, biological process: vacuolar transport; proton transmembrane transport; vacuolar acidification. The record is from RefSeq and is a predicted model, not a curated record. Gene Ontology annotation, cellular component: lysosomal membrane; plasma membrane proton-transporting V-type ATPase complex; early endosome. Lineage: Eukaryota; Metazoa; Arthropoda; Insecta; Diptera; Culicidae.
AUGUCGGGAUUCAUGUUCAACAUCGACGGAGGAUACUUAGAGGGCCUGUGUCGUGGAUUUAAAAACAAUAUUUUGAAGCAGGUGGAUUACCAACAACUUGUGCAAUGCGAAACGCUGGAAGAUUUAAAGCUGCACCUGCAGAAUACGAGUUACGGCAACUUUAUGGCCGAUGAAACUGGAUCAUUGACUGUAUCAGCGAUUGACGAAAACUUGCGUCAGACACUGCUUGUCGAAUUCCGGUACAUGCGCAACCAAGCUGUUGGAUCCCUUGCCAUGUUCCUCGACUACAUCAUGUACAGUUACAUGAUUGAUAAUACGAUUCUGUUGAUAACAGGAGUUCUUCACGACCAUCCAGCUUCGGAGCUUAUCUCAAAGUGCCAUCCGCUUGGCAAUUUCGAGCAAAUGGAGACCAUAAGUGCAGCGUUCUCAUCUUCUGAGCUUUAUCAUGCGAUCCUGAUUGACACACCUUUGGCACCGUUUGUCCCCGAUAACCUGUCCGAAGGAAAUCUUAACGAGCAAAGCAUCGAAAUUACCCGCAACACAAUGCACAAGAAAUACCUUGAAGCUUUCUAUAAGUUAUGCAAACGGCUUGGAGGGUCCACGGCGAAUGUUAUGUGUGAAAUAUUGGCCUUUGAAGCAGACCGCCGUGCCAUCAUUAUAACGAUUAACGCAUUUGGUACCGGAUUGUCGAAAGAAGAUCGCGCUAAGCUUUACCCAUGUUGCGGACGAUUGAAUCCGGAUGGUUUGUCCGCGUUAGCAAAUGCUACGGAUUACGAGCAAGUGAAAGCAAUAGCAUCCUUCUAUCCGGAAUAUGCUGAUCUGUUCGAUGAUCCAAAGAGUUCUGUAGAAAGCACUCUAGAAGAAAGAUUUUUUGAAAGCGAAACAUUACUACACGAACGUAGCUUUAUGCAACAGUUCCAUUACGGUGUGUUUUAUUCCUAUUUAAAGCUAAAAGAGCAAGAAUUCCGCAAUAUAGUCUGGAUUGCCGAGUGUAUUGCACAGAAGAACCGAACUAGAAUCGAGAAUUAUAUUUGUAUCCGUUAG